GUCCCAUUAAGAAGAGGCGUGUGGGAGUGAGAAGCUAGUGAGGUCUGCAGUUGCGAAUUCAGACAAACGCACAGAGAAGAAAGAGACCAUCAUCUCUCUAGUCUCUGCUUUCUCUCUGUUCAUCGGUUUAGAAGCCUAGAAAGAGAGAGCUAGACCUAGAAAAAAAAAAACAAAACAGAAAAAGAAAACCAUAGAAUGAAACCAACCAAUCUCAUUCUCAUUUUGAUUUCUGAUCCUCUGUUGCGCCAUUCACGGUAACAGUUAAAAUUUUUUUAAGACUGGUUUGGCCUCCGUUAGCCGAACGGCGUUGAUUUGAUUUUCCGUUAAUCUUAUGGCCAAAACCGGUGUCUUCGAUUCCGAUCCGACGUUGAUGGCUAAAGCAACGGAAUUGAAGAAAGAACUGCAGAGAUUAGUGAGGCUUAUCGUGGAUGAUGAGGAUUACCGCACGGAAAUGAUCGAUCAAGCCAGAGAGACGCUCUCUGCUUUAAGAGAGCUGAAGAUGAAGAAGAGAUCGUUGUCUCUCAAGUUACGCGAAACGCUGUUGUGUCCUGAAGAGUAUAAGUGUCCGCUUUCCAAGGAGUUGAUGAGAGAUCCCGUUGUUUUGGCUUCUGGUCAGACUUUUGAUAGAGCAUAUAUCCAAAGAUGGCUAAAAGCAGGCAAUCGGACAUGCCCAAAAACCCAGCAAGUGCUGUCUCACACUAUCCUUACUCCCAAUUACCUUAUCCGGGAAAUGAUAUCGCAAUGGUGUAAGUGUCAGGGAAUAGAAAUGCCUAAUCCAGUUCAGUAUGUUAAUGAAGAAGGAAUAUCAGAAGCAGAUCGGGAUCAUUUUCUUUCUUUGCUGGAGAAGAUGUCUGCAACUCUUGCUGAACAGAAAGAAGCUGCUAAGGAGCUUCGCUUGUUGACAAAGAGAAUGCCCUCAUUUCGGGCACUUUUUGGAGAGUCUGUUGAUGCCAUACCACAAUUGCUCAGUCCUCUCUCUGAAAGCAAUUCUAAAAGUGUGAUUCACCCCAAUCUCCAAGAAGACGUGAUAACAACACUCUUGAAUCUUUCUAUCCAUGACAACAACAAAAAGCUUGUUGCUGAAACCCCCAUGGUGAUUCCUCUUCUUAUGGAAGCAUUGAGAUCCGGGACCAUCGAAACAAGGAGCAACGCAGCUGCUGCUCUUUUCACUUUAUCUGCUCUUGAUUCCAAUAAGGAACUUAUCGGAAAAUCUGGAGCCUUAAAACCGCUCAUUGAUCUUUUAGACGAGGGUCAUGCAUUAGCAAUGAAAGAUGUUGCCUCUGCAUUGUUUAACCUAUGUAUUAUCCAUGAAAACAAUGCUAGAGCUGUGAGAGAUGGCGCAGUCAAAAUUAUUUUAAAGAAAAUUGCGGAUGGUGUGCAUGUAGAUGAAUUAUUGGCUAUUUUUGCAAUGCUUUCUACUAACCAAAGAGCUGUUCAGGAAAUGGGUGAUCUUGGAGCUGUGUCUUGCUUGCUUCGCAUAAUUAGGGAAAGUACUUGUGAGCGCAAUAAGGAAAAUUGCAUUGCGAUCCUCCACACCAUCUUUUUGAAUGAUCGAACCAAAUGGAGAGCAAUGAAGGAAGAGGAGAAUACCUAUGGGACAAUAUCUAAGCUUGCUCAAGAUGGAACUGCAAGGGCCAAGAGAAAAGCUAAUGGUAUUCUUGAGAGACUCAAGAGGGCUGUUAAUAUUACUCAUACUGCAUGAAGAAGUUUGCAGAAUUACUGAACACCCAUUUGUAAAUUCUACUUCUGUUUCCCAGAUCUUUGGUUGUCAAAGCUACUCAUCUUCAGUCACCAUUUUGUAAAUUCUUGAAUUCCAGUUUCAUGUUUAUGAGUUAGUUGCUGUGAAUAAAUACGCCAGGAAGCUUUAUUAAAAGAUUUUACCCUUUGGUCGGCUCAA
This is a messenger RNA of Mangifera indica (mango), 1897 nucleotides long. Its product is annotated as U-box domain-containing protein 9. The record is from RefSeq and is a predicted model, not a curated record. The transcript is spliced from 2 exons. Bases 332 to 1702 code for a protein of 456 amino acids. Gene Ontology annotation, biological process: protein ubiquitination. Gene Ontology annotation, molecular function: ubiquitin-protein transferase activity; protein binding. Lineage: Eukaryota; Viridiplantae; Streptophyta; Magnoliopsida; Sapindales; Anacardiaceae. Gene Ontology annotation, cellular component: nucleus; cytoplasm.